This is a messenger RNA of Oenanthe melanoleuca, 8818 nucleotides long. It is a transcript of the gene CRB2, whose product is annotated as crumbs cell polarity complex component 2. The record is from RefSeq and is a predicted model, not a curated record. The transcript is spliced from 13 exons. Bases 78 to 4469 code for a protein of 1463 amino acids. Gene Ontology annotation, molecular function: calcium ion binding. NCBI's taxonomy places the organism in Eukaryota, Metazoa, Chordata, Aves, Passeriformes, Muscicapidae.
CCCACAGGAGGGGCUUGCUGGGCUCCAGCUUGUGUCUCUCCCCGGAGGGCUUUAGGACGGCCACUCUUACACUUGUCAUGGAAUUAAAGAAAACUACGUCCAGGUCGUACAAUGCUGCUCACCUGCUGCCACUUUUCCUCAUGUUUUGGGGAACUUCAUACUCUGAAAAUGACAGUGGCUGUUCCUCGUCCCCAUGUAAGAAUAGGGCGAGCUGUAAGGAUUUGGAAGUGGGUUACCAGUGCAUCUGCCCUGUGGAGCCUGUAGCCUACAUGGGCAUAAAUUGUGAACUCCUCUAUGAUGCUUGCACUGAGCAUGACUGUCCUGCCCACAUGAGCUGCACCCCGAGUCCAGGACUGCUGGAAUAUGAAUGUAUGUGUCCAGCUGGCGCUGCCUGUGACGGUGUUGAUGGGUGUGAGAGCAGCCCUUGCCCAGAGCCGUUCCAGUGUGCAGACACAGCAGCUGGGUACAGCUGCAGGUGCCAGCCGGGCCCGGGUGGACAAGGCUGCGGGGCAGAGAGCUCCGAGUGCUCCAGGCAGCCCUGCCUGAACAACGGCACGUGCCUGGAGGCGGCGGGCGGCUACCGCUGCCUCUGCCCGCCCGGCUUCGGCGGGGCCACGUGCGGGGACGACAUCGACGAGUGCGCCUCGGGGCCGUGCCGCAACGGGGCCAUCUGCAGGGACAGCGCGGGCCAGUACAGCUGCUUCUGCGUGCCCGGCUUCCAGGGCUCCAACUGCGAGAUCGACAUCGACGAGUGCGCCUCCCGGCCCUGCCGCAACCACGGCACCUGCCUCAACCACAUGGACCGCUACGAGUGCCGCUGUGCGCCCGGCUACGCAGGUGUGAACUGUGAUACCGAAAUAGAUGAAUGUGCUUCAGACCCUUGCCAGAACGGGGCUGUGUGCAAUGACCAUGUUGGGUUCUACACCUGCACCUGUGCACCAGGUUAUCAAGGAGCCCAGUGCGAGGUGGACAUCAAUGAAUGUGAGAGCCAGCCAUGCCAGAGCAACGGGACAUGUCAUGACCUCAUUAACAGCUACCGUUGUGACUGCAGUGACACUGGCUUUGAGGGCACCCACUGCGAGCUGGACAUCUUGGAGUGUGCCUCGGACCCCUGCCACAACAGUGCCACUUGCCUGGAGGGGACCAAGGGCUACAGCUGUGCCUGCUGGCCAGGUUACACCGGGCAGGACUGUGAGGAGGAUGUGGAUGAGUGUGAGACAGAGCCCUGUCACAACGGGGGCCUGUGCCUGCAGCGUUCCAACCCAGCCCACUAUGGGACACAGCCCCACUUCCCCAGCAACUUCAGCUACAGUCAAGCAGCUGGCUUCCUGUGCCAGUGCCAGCCAGGCUUCACAGGAGAGACCUGCUUUACCAACAUCAACGAGUGCGAGUCGCAGCCCUGCCAGAACGGAGGGCUCUGCCAGGACCUGGUCAAUGGCUUCCUGUGUCUCUGCCUGCCUGGUUAUUCAGGUGUGGAAUGUGCUGUUAACAUCAAUGAGUGUGAGGAGGGACCCUGCAAAAACGGAGCUGUCUGUGAGGAUGGCAUAGCUGACUAUUCCUGUCACUGUGCCCCUGGCCAGGAUGGCAUCACGUGGGGAGGGAAGAACUGCUCUGUCCAGCUGACUGGGUGCCAGACACACGACUGCCAAAACGAGGCCUUGUGCAUCCCAACCUACCAAGCUGAGAGCCACGGCCACCUGUGCCAGUGCCAGCCUGGUUUCUAUGAUGCCACAUGCUCGACACCAACAACGUUCUCCUUCACUUCCAGAGGGUUUCUGUCCAUUGAGCUGCCCAGGAGCAGUGAGAGCGGGAGGGGCGCAGCAGGAGCCAGCGUGUCCCUGCGCUUCCGAACCACCCUGCCCAGCGCUGUCCUGUUCUACCGUGGCCAUGCAGCUGAGUACCUGUUCCUGGAGCUCUGGGAUGGCGUCCUGCAUGCAGAGCUGAAGAGAGAGGAUGUUGGGUACCUGCUGCUCCUGGAGGGGCUCAGAGUGGACGAUGGCCAGUGGCACAAAGUGGAAGUUGCUGUGCACAGCACGGUGCAGCUGAAGCUCUGGCACAGCUCUUGUGAGGCCGGGCUCUGCCUGCAGAGCUCUCCUGUCCCACCGGGCACUGCUUUGAUCCCACAAGCAUUCCUGCAUCUGUACAUUGGAGGUGCUGAGGAUCCAAUGGCCAACAACACACAGAGCCAGCAGGGCUUUGUGGGCUGCCUGCAGGACGUGCAGGUGGAUGCUGAGGCCGUGCUGCCAGCAGAUCUGCCCCUGGCAGGGCCGUCCCCAGCCAGGCCGGGCUGCGAGCGCACUGAGUGGUGCCUGGCCCAGCCCUGCCUGCACGGGGGGCUCUGCGUGGACCUCUGGGCCUCCUUCAGCUGUGACUGCCCCAGGCCCUAUGGAGGCCCAGCUUGCUCCUAUGAGCACCCAGCAGCAACAUUUGGCCUAGAGAAUUCCACCAGCUUUGCCUCUUUCACCCUUUCUGACAGCCUUGGUGCAGAUUUCAACCUCUCCUUUUUCCUGCGGAGCCGGAAGCCUGACGGUUUGUUAGUGCAGGUGUGCAAUGGGACAGGCCCCUGCCUCACCCUGUACCUGAGGGGUGGCCAGCUGAGCAUAGAGACCUCACCUACAGACACCCUGACCUUGCCAGGGAAUGUGCAUGAUGGGAGAAGACAUUUGGUGGCCCUGUCUUUCCAGGGAGGCUCUGUUGCUGCUCUGCAGUCAGACACAUUGGUGGAGCUGGGGCAGCUGCCAGCACAAGCCCUGGGAGCUGGCUCUGAAGUGUUCAUUGGAGGACACCCAGACCCCAACAGUGCUGAGCUCUGGGGGGGCUAUUUCAAAGGCUGUUUGCAGGACAUCCAACUCAACAGCCAGCAGAUACAGUUUUUCCAGGUGGAGAAUGACAGUUUGUCAGGGGAACUCAAUAGGACUCAAACUGGAAAUCUUGUGAAUGGCUGCAUCUCUGAUGAUACCUGCAAGUCUGAGCCAUGUCAGAAUGGUGGCAGAUGCAUUGUCACUUGGAAUGAUUUCCAUUGCAGCUGUCCAGCAAAUUUCACUGGGAAAUUUUGUGAAGAGAAAGUCUGGUGUGAAAGUGACCCAUGUCCUGAAGCCACCACCUGCCUGGACGUUGUGGCAGGAUAUGUGUGUCUGGCUAAUGCAACAUUUAAUAGUUCUGCUACCAUGGAAUUUACCACCAACUCAUCAGUGACCAGAACUCUGAGCAGCCUCCACAUAGACUUCAGAACCAGAGAUGAAGAUGCUAUUUUGCUUCGGGCUAUGGAAGAGAUGGAUUCCCUCCAGGUAGCCAUCAGGAAUUCUUCCCUGCUGGUUGCCAUCAGGAGCGGGAACAGCAUCGAGGGUGUGAGUUUCCUGAGCGCGCAGCCCGUGGCGGACGGGGCGUGGCACAGCGUCUCGGCGGCCAUGGAGGAGCCGGCCGCGCUCUCUUCCCGCUGGCUGCUGCGCUUGGACGGAGCCAACGCGACUCUGCAGGGCAGGGCCGGCAGCCUGGACUUCCUCAAGAACAAUGCCGUGGUCGUGGUGGCCGAGGAUUUUACUGGCUGCCUGGGCCGGGUGCACGUCGGGGGCAUCUUCCUGCCCUUCCCGGCGCCGCAGCCGUACCCGCAGCGCGAGCAGUUCUGGCGGGCCGGGCCCGGCAGCGCCCGGCUCGGCUGCUCCGGGACCGACGUCUGCGCCUCUGGCCCCUGCCUCAACGGCGGCACCUGCCACGACCUGUUUGACGCCUUCGGCUGCGGCUGCAGCGCGGGCUGGGCGGGGCCGCGCUGCCAGGCCAACAUCGACGAGUGCCAGCCCAGCCCCUGCGUGCACGGGCGCUGCGUGGACGCCGUGGCGGAUUUCCAGUGCGACUGCUUCCGCGGCUUCAUCGGCAAGAGGUGCGACAUCAACGUGGACGACUGUGUGCGGCACCAGUGCCUGAACGGGGCCACGUGCGUCGAUGGCGUCUACGGGUACUCCUGCAAGUGCCCCCCGCAGUUCUCUGGACCUCGCUGCGAGUGGCCAUUCCCCCCUCAGCAGUGUGGCAAGAACUUCACCUGCCUGAACGGUGGCAGGUGCGUCACGGAGAGCUGGGGAGCCAACUGCUCCUGCAGGCCUGGCUUCACUGGGAGGAACUGUCAAAUCAACAUAAACGAGUGUGACCCGAACCCGUGCCAGAACGGGGGCACGUGCCAGGACUCGGAGAACAGAUACGAGUGCGUGUGCAGCGCCAGCUACACCGGCGAGCGCUGCGACAUCAACAAAGGGACUGCAGGUGCUCUCUUCCCCUCCCCACUAAUUGAAGUAGCUGUCCCUGUAGCCUGUGGCUCUGUGCUGCUCCUCAGUAUUGGUCUCAUAUUCAUGGUGCUCACGGCAAGGAAGAGGCGCCAGUCCGAGGGGACCUACAGCCCGAGCCAGCAGGAGGUGGCAGGAGCUCGGCUGGAGAUGGACAAUGUCUUAAAGGUGCCACCUGAGGAGCGCCUGAUCUAGGCCCUGCCCUGCCCAGAGCUGCCCUGCAGGCUCUGCCUGGACCCUGGGCUCUUCCUGCAGUGGCAACAGCAGAUCCAGCCCGUCCCAGUUCCCCAGGGCCUGGGCAGAAGACACGGACGUGACACAGGCUCAGGCCUGGCACUGCUGCACUCCAGGGGCUCCAAGGGAGCCUCUGCCCUCCCUCCUGCCCUGGACUGCCCUUUGCUCAUCUCAGAAGGAGCUCCAGGGGCUCCAGCCCCCUCCCAGGCAGCAGAGGCACAUUAAAAUGAUCUGCUUUCCAAGGCAGGGUGACCUGAGGCUCCUGUGCAGGUUCAGACUCACUGAUGGUUUGUAUAUUCUGCUCUGGUUUUGUUAACAGCUGAAAACCAUUCAAACUCAGCUGAGGUGUGUGAGGAUUUCCGUCUUCAACAGCAACAGCAGCUGUGACCUCCUUGUGACAGCCCUGUGUUACAGGGACUUGCCAGGAAUGAUCCUUGUACAAAUCAGUGUUGAAUGACGUGAUGCUGUUAGACAUUCCCAUGGGUACCAUGCAGGGAAGAGCAGGCAAGACUCCGGGGCUUUGGGCCAGGGCAGCAGCUGCCAGGUGCUGAACUUUGCUGUGCAUGGAGGGGAGAGGGGAGCAGGAAAAGGGCACCAGGCUCCUGGCACUGCCUGGGCUCUGUGGGACAGGGAAGGGGCAGCUCCUGCCCUGCAGCGCUGGCGGCAGAGCGCGCCUGGGGGAGGCGCUGCGGGCUGUGACCUGCAGCAGCGUCCCGCUGGAAGCUCUCAGUAACUCCCUGUUCUACCGCAGCAGCGAGUGUGGGCGCACCUCAGCCACUCCUCCGUGGUGGGAGCAGUCGGGGCUGCGGGCGCUGCCCUGCUCCUCGCGCUGGUUGUAGCCACGGCGAUUGCCAUGAAGAGGAGGAGAGCGACUCAGGGAACCUACAGCCCAAGCCGGCAGGAGAAGGACGGGGCACGAGUGGAAAUGUGGAACGUGAUCAAGAUGCCCCCGACUGAGCGGCUGAUCUGAGCUGGGGUCACACGGAGCCGCCUGGGGUCGCGGGCUGGGGACAGCUCUGCAUGGCCUGGGGCACUGCCCGCUCCACUGCUCACCCACACUGCCUUCCUGGCACGCUGCUCUGCCUGGGGAGCAAACCCCACUGCUGAGGGCCAGGGCAGGAGGGCAGGGAGCAGUGGCUGUGGCACAGAGGGGACAUGGAACAGAGGACAGAGGACAGGGCUGUGUCACAGCCAGAGGUGGCUGCGCCCCUGCUCCUGCAGGCAACAGAAAAACCACCCUGAGGCAGGUCCAGGGAAUGGGAAUGAAACCACUGCACUGAGAAAUAAUGUGAAUAAUAAGGUUUUUCUGCAAGGCUAAGCCAGGUGAGUGAGUGGUGGGAAACCCUUCCUAGAACUGCUGCUGCCCUUCCUGCUGGGCCAGAGCUGGCAUGGCAGCAAGUCCCACUGGGCUGUGCUGGACACGGCUGCUGGAGCUUUCCCUGAGACUAGACCAAACCACAGCAAUAUCUGAAGUGCCUUUCUGAUCCUGAGGUGCCAGUUCCAGUUUAACCUUUGGGAAAGGAGGACGUUUCCAUGUUUGGUCUGGCUCUGCCACUCCUCGAGCAGGGGCUUGGAGCUGACCAUGGAACUGACCCUUGUGAGAGCCAGGAGCUGAGCAUCAGGUGCUGCUCGCUGGGGUGAGGGAGGGGAGAAAGAAAGUUCUAGAAGUGACCUCUCUGGACUGACAGGCUUGGGCUCGUUGGUACAGAAGAGUGGCAUUUAGUUAACCAAUCCUUUAACCCACACCAGGGUUGGUGUAAGUGACACAGCAUCUGCUUUCCACUGCACUAAAAAAGGGUUUGAUUUUGUGGCUUCACUUCUCCUGUUUUACUGUUUUAGCUGUUGAAUGUGCUGUUUUUUCUUUAGCAUAAUGUGGCAGAGGCCGUUGGAAGGAAAUGCAGCACAGCAGGCCAGGUAAGGUCUAAAGACUAGUGUUUCAGGAUAAUCACUAUCAAUGAGGAAUAUUUUAGAACAGUGUCUGCUAUUUAAUCUCCAAAAUACUAUUAAAAAUCAGGGUGGGAACCUGCCUGUUGUAGCUUGCUACAAGAAAAUGCUGUUUAUGCUGGUCUGCUUUUGGAUUUUUUUUUUUUUUUUCUACUGUAUCUGUAAAUGUUUCUGUAAUUCCAAGCAAAGAGAGGGGGACAGAACUACUGCUUACCAAGAACAAGUGUGUCUGUGUAAGAACAGGUCUCUGCAACAGGCAGCUGCUGACAGAAGAAUGAAAAUUUUGGAAAAUAGAAAAAAAUCAAAGGAGUGGGAGACAGUAUUUUGUCUGUAAGAUCAUUUUCUAUGUGGUAGUGGAGAAGAGUGGAAGGUGUGAUCCCAGCUGGCUAUAUCUGGGAGGCAACUGGAGCUGACAGUGACAGAGAUGCCCUGGCUGCAGGUGGGAGCCUGUGGCUGCUUCCCUCUUUCUCAGCAGUGACUCUGCUUUUCCCAUCACUGGUUUGCUCUGGGCAUUUCCCUGCUCUUUGGAGAGGUCCAGCACACUCUGGGAACAGAGGCAGUGGCACUGCCUGGUGCCCUGGUGGUAGAGGGACUUUGGGAGCAGGUGAGUGGGGCUUUGCUGUGGCUCUGUGCACAGGAAGCUCCAGGGUAGCAGAGCUGUGCCAGAACAGCUCCGGGCAGGGGCUGCUGGGCACAGACAAAUUCCCCCCUGGGCUGAGGGAAGGGCAGUGGGGGCUCCUGACAGGAGCUGGGGGGGCACAGCCCCAGGCCCCUGUGCUGACAGGCAAAGGCUGCUGUGGCUUCCUACAGCCCAGGGGGUGCCAGAACCUCCUGGGGGCUCAGGGGGGCUCUGCCAGCUCCAGGAUCCAGCCCGUGGGUGCUGAGCUCUGUGCCCAGAGCUCCCCCAGCUCCUGCAAUCCCUACAGGGUUCAAACCCCCGGAGCCCUGGCAGGUCCGGCCGUGCCCGCAGCGCCUCAGGGCUGCAUUCCGAGCACCCAAAGCCAGUAUCAGCAAAGGUGUUCAAACACUGUCAGUGUCUUGAGCAUUUCUGAAAAAUAAUUUAUGGAAGGUUUUUUUUCAAUAAUGAACUUAACUUUCUUUUGAUAUUUAAUUUUUGAAUAUAUUUUUUCACAAAACUGGACUUGCUGUAGUUAAUGAUCAUGAUCCUGAUUUCUUUUUUAAUUGUAAAUUUUAUAAUUUGUAAAUAAUUAGAAUGUUCUUCAAAAGAAAUUUACAAUAAAAUUUGGUUAAAAACAGACCUGGUUGUUGAUUUGUGACUGUUUUUCCCUGAAGAACACCUUGCUGUCUGGAUGGCUGAUCAUGGUCUGUGCCACACCCCCUGCACAGCUGCAAACUUUGAUGGCUCUUCGAAGUUAAAGGAUUUGUGAUGAUUUGUCACAGCUCAGAGCCCUGAGCACAGGCCAGCAGGACAGAGCUGCAGAACACCAAGGGAGGGAGCUGGGGAAACCUCUGCUCUCACUGAGCUGCAUUUCACCAUGAAUCCCUGAUUUGAUGGGCAAUAAAGAGACUGGAAUGUAGGAAAAAGGGACUCGGUGUCCAAUGACUGCCCGUCCAUGUGCAGUGAACUGGAAGCCUCUGCCCAGAGUGAGCAAGAUACAGAACUGGUUUCACCUCCUGUGCAGCAGCAGAUGCACCACAAACUUUGAAGAGAUUUUUCUUGUUUGUUUUUUAAAUUAACUUCUUAUAGCAGGAAGCAGCUGUAAAUAAGCAAAGCAGUAGCAAACACAGGGCAAGUACAGGAACCUGGACAAAGUCAAGCAUAAAAUCACUGAUGAGUAAGAGCAAGAACACUUUUUAUACUGGAUUAAUAAAAACAUCCAAACUCCUUCCAGUGCCGAACCACUAGAAGGUUCAGACAAGCAAACUAUUUAACCUGGCACUAUGAGGAAUGAAUCAGGUUAGGUAUUCCUGAGUUUAAAUAAGAUGAAAAAUCCCUAAAUGCUGUCCUAGGGAUAGUUUCAUUCCUAUGUUACAAGAAACCCCUAAAAAAGUCUCCUGCUUGCAAACCCUGCUCCAGAGGUGAGCAAAGUCAAACUCUCUGUCCUCCUGGAUCUCAGAAGUGUUAAAUAAAGUGGAGGGUGAAUAAAUGGGUGUUAAUACUCUUCAGUGCCCCAAAGCUGACUUAGCAAAUGAUCCAUAAUAUGGCAAAGCAGUCAGAGGUGGAAGUGAACUGCAGUUUGACAGAAUUUCCUGAGUUUAGAGCAUCUGAGACAGGCUCCUCAGUGUCUGACCACUGUGUGACAUUACUGAGCCUAAACAGGGCCUGUGGAGCCCUGCCUGGCACAGGCAGGAUUGUCCAGUGCCCAUUCACAUCCACCAUAAUCCAGAAGGUUUUAUCAUCCAGC